Molecule: messenger RNA, 924 nt
Organism: Urocitellus parryii (Arctic ground squirrel)
Lineage: Eukaryota; Metazoa; Chordata; Mammalia; Rodentia; Sciuridae
Gene: Mgst1
Product: microsomal glutathione S-transferase 1
Cellular component (GO): membrane; mitochondrion
Molecular function (GO): glutathione transferase activity
Source: RefSeq, a predicted model, not a curated record
UGCGUCCCGCCCUCGCGCGCUCCUCCGCGCAGUGCCCGGCGCCCUGUUGCGUGCAGAGCCUUGCAGACCUCCACCUUCGCGGACUCGCUAGCAAAAUUGAAAAAUGGCUGAUCUCACCCAGCUACUGGAAAAUGAAGUAUUCAUGGCUUUUGCCUCCUAUACAGCGAUUAUCCUUUCAAAAAUGAUGCUUAUGAGUCCUGCAACUGCAUUCUAUAGACUAACGAGAAAGGCGUUUGCCAACCCAGAAGACUGUGAGGGCUUUGGCAAAGGAGAGAAUGCCAAGAAGUAUCUUCGAACAGAUGACAGUGUGGAACGUGUACGAAGAGCCCACCUGAAUGACCUUGAAAAUAUUGUUCCAUUUGUUGGAAUCGGGCUGCUAUAUUCCUUGAGUGGUCCAGACCUUUCUACUGCUCUCCUGCACUUCAGGCUCUUUGUUGGAGCACGGAUCUACCACACAAUUGCGUAUUUGACACCCCUUCCCCAACCAAAUAGAGCUUUGGCUUUUUUUGUUGGAUAUGGAGUUACUCUUUCAAUGGCCUACAGGUUGCUGAAGACUGGAUUUUACCUGUAAAGAAAAUCGAGUAUUUCCCAUGCAAUUGGUUUUUAAGAAUUCUAUACUUCCAGUAUAUAAUGAAUAUUUUCUGAGGCUGUAAGUGGGAAGGGAGCAGAGAAAGUAGGAAUGGGGAAAAACCCAUUUUAAAGAUUAGCACUGCUAAUAUCCUUUUAUUCUUGCUUCAUAUUUGCUGCAGACAUUCAACAAUCAUUCUUAAGUCUUUUGUGUGAUUCUUUUAAGUUCUGAUUGUUAUAAUUUUCAACAUUCAUCAACAUCUCAUAUUAUGAAUCUAUAAAAAAUUGAUUGUAUGUGUUCGAGGUCUGUAUUUCAAUACUGUGGAAAUAGUGAUAUGAAAUAAAGAAUUUAAUGAA